UCCAGUGGGGGCGGAGCAACGAAUAUGAGUAGAACGUGAUUGGUUCGCUUUUCUGUCAGUCAGAUAUUUCCACCAAUGAGCCCAAUGAGCUGUUAAAGGGGGCGCAUUCACAGGUACGCCUUCCCCCUAAGGUUGCACCGCCUCGUUUCUGUGUGUGCGUAUUUUUUCUUGCUAUUUUUUUUUUUUUUUUUGUAACCAAAGCUGGGAUGUGUAGGACGUCACAUGUUGUUUUUCCUCUUCACUCCAGUCACUUAGCGAUAUGUGUUAUUUACUGUUAAACCGCUCCACGCAGCGAACGCGCACUCCGAGCCGGGUCCAUAAGAGAGUCUGACAGGAUUAAAACGGACUGACAGCACAAGUUAAGGAAAAGUGAGAGUUUUUCUUCACAGUUUAUAUGAGAAUGGCGAGUCCGCCGCCGACGGGAGGACAGCUGAUUUCAAAUAUGACCGUGAACACCAACAACCACGUUAAGAAAUGCGGCUAUCUGAAGAAGCAGAAGCACGGACACAAGCGUUUUUUUGUGCUGAGGGAGCCGAGCGAGGGCUGUCGCGCCCGGUUGGAGUAUUACGAGAGCGAGAAGAAAUGGAAAAACAAGUCGGCUGCUAAACGGGUUAUACCUUUGGACUCGUGCCUGAACAUCAACAAGAGAGCCGAUGCCAAACACAAACACCUGAUCGCCCUUUAUACCAAGGACGAGUAUUUUGCCGUGGCUGCCGAAAAUGAGCAGGAACAGGAGGACUGGUACACGGUCUUAACGGAUUUAAUGAACGAGGGGAAAGUGAGCGACGGCUCCGCGAAUAAUUCGGCGUCAUCCCUCGUCGGGUUUGAUGAGGCGAGCUACGGCGUGAUAACGCCCGUCUCCGCCACUUACAAGGAGGUUUGGCAGGUCAAUCUGAAAUCUAAAGGACUCGGACAGAGCAGGAACUUAACUGGCGUUCACAGGCUGUGUUUAUCCAGCCGUACGAUCAGCUUCGUGAAACUCAACACGGAGGCGGCGUCGGUGAUUUUACAGCUGAUGAACAUCCGCCGAUGCGGACACUCGGACAGCUUCUUUUUCAUCGAGGUGGGCCGGUCCGCGUCGAUCGGACCCGGCGAGUUGUGGAUGCAGGCGGACGACUCGGUGGUGGCGCAAAACAUUCACGAGACUAUUUUGGAGGCGAUGAAAGCCAUGAAAGAGAUGUCUGAGUUCCGCCCGCGCAGCAAAAGCCAGUCCUCAGGUAGCAACCCGAUCUCAGUGCCCACCAGGCGGCACUUUAACAACCUCCCGCCGAGUCAAACCGGGCUGCAGCGGCGCUCGCGCACCGACAGCAUGGCAGCGACGUCUCCCGUGACGAAACUGACGUCUUGUAGGAUUCGCACGGCGAGCGAGGGCGACGGCAGCCCUAUCAGCCCAGGUGUGAAAAGGACUCAUUUGAACCGCUCCAACACAGUGACAGCUCGCCCAUGCAGAACAUUUGAGGCUUCAUCCCUGCAGCACAGUAAAUCCAUGUGCAUGCCUGUGUCUCACUCCCCUCCCUCGGCUGCAAGCCCUGUCAGCAUGUCCUGUGGCAAUAACAUAGAAGGUGGCCCUCGCCCCUCCAGCUGCACCGCUUCCAUCCCGGGGUCCCCCAGCGACGCCGGUUUCAUCUCCUGUGAUGAGUGCGGCUCCAGCCCCGGUGAUAUGCGGCACCUUUUAGCAGCGAACCGAAGCUACACACCUGAGUCACUUGCUGACACCCCACCCAGUGACAUGUACGGAUACAUGAUCAUGGAGAGGCCCAAUAGCUGUGGACGGAAAAGCAUCCAGGCAGCAGUUGAGGAAAGCAGAGGAGAUCUGGAGAAUGCCUACAGGAAGAGGACCCACUCUCUCACCAUGCCUUACCAGAAGAGGGUGCCAUCACAAGUGUCCUCAGGUUCACUGGACGAGUACACGCUCAUGAGAGCAACUAACACAACUGGAGGCCAUUCGGGGCGUAGCUCUGAGACCGCAUCCCCAAAAGUCACAUACCCCGAGGAUUACGGGGACAUUGAAAUCGGAUCAUUACUGAAAAGUUCCAGCAGUAAUCUGGGCGACGAUGGCUACAUGCCAAUGACGCCAGGUGUGGCUCCACAAGGGGGGAAGACUGACAACUACAUGCCUAUGAGCCCAAUGUGCGUUUCUGCUCCGAAGCAGAUAAUCAACCCCAGGAUGCACCCCCUCACUAUAGCUAAUGGUUACAAAACCAAUUCCCCCAGCAGCUGUUCUCUGGAUGACAGUGGCUACAUGAGGAUGCUGUGCGGCUCUAAGUUCUCCAUAGACAGCUCAGAUGGGAAACUGACGAAUGGUGAGUACCUCAACAUGUCGCCUGCAGAUUCGGUCACGCCACCAGACUACUACCUGAGCCCUGUGGGUUUAGAGCAGUCUCCCUGUCUCCGACAGCUUCACUCGUUUAACUCUUUGCCCCGCUGUCAUAAGCCCCAGCAGAUGCUAAAGGAUGCAGACAAUGAUCAGUAUGUGGUCAUGAAUCCUCAAAGUCACAGGAUAAUAGAGGAGUCCGUAAAAACAGCAUCCCCAUCUCCUCUAAGACAAAGCCGCACAGACGGCCUCAUCCUCCGGCACAGGAUCAACCGGCCAACCCGCCUCUCCCUUGACACGUGCCGGACAUUACCUAGCAUGAAUGAGCAUCCCCUCCCCUCCGAGCCAAAAAGCCCUGGCGAGUACAUAAACAUAGACUUUGGACAUGUUGCUGAAAGUUGCACUCCCCCCUCCACUGUUUCCUCCGAGAGCCCAGCCUCAUCCCUCGGAUCCUGCGCCGAUCACAGGACGUCCCCCAUCUCCGAUUAUAUGAACAUUGAUGUGAGUUCGCAGUCGCCCAAAUCUGGAAACACUGCUCCAUCUAAUCGUUUGGAGCCCCUUCCUGAACUCACAUCCUGCCCCGCCCACCCCGAGGAAGAUGAGAGGUACCACCUCACUGCACAGGUGGAACCGGUAGGCCCGGUCGACAAAGCUAAAGACGAUUACACAGAGAUGACGUUCGGCGUGCCCACUUCCCCUCCGCAGCCUGUCUCACAGCUCUCAGAAGGUGGGCAGACCAUCAGCCCUUCCUCCUGCAUGCAGAGGCUGACCGUGGAAGAGGCUGUAGAAGUCCCUGCCGUUGAGGCUUUUUUGCUGCAUGGCACCACUCUGGCCUUGGUGGACCCUGACCGGGGGGCCAAGGUGAUUCGUGCCGACCCCCAGGGGCGCAGGCGGCACAGUUCAGAGACAUUCUCCUCAACCACCACCGUAACACCAGUUUUUCCCUCAUUCGCACACGACGCCAGGCGGCAUGGUUCGGCCUCUGUGGAGAACGUGUCCGUUUCUGUGAGGAGCAACGAAGGAUCGGAUGAAGAGUAUAACAGUCCCAUGUGCAGGGAGACGUCGGCUGGCUUUCAGAAUGGACUUAACUACAUUGCCUUAAACUUGAUGGAUGGAGGACUUGCCAGCUGUGAUGCUCUUGUCCGGUUCAAAGCUGCCAGCUGCUGUAAAGAGGGCAUCAAUGGAAUACACGCCAGUCCGUAUGCCAGCCUUGGGUUCAAGGAGACGGCAACAACAGUAAAAGACUAAACAGAGCCAGUCUCUUCAUUAAAGCUCCUUCAUCUCCAUCGAGAGGAGAAGAGGAGGCGCUCAUGUGGACAGAUGGACCACGUUGCUGCUGCUGCUGCUUCUUCAGCUCUUUGCUGACCCUUGACCUCCCGAAUCCAUUUGAAUGGCUGUCGUCAAAGCAACACGGACACUUGACCACAGCGCGAGGCAUGACGAUAACUCAAAGACACAUAGGCGGGACUUCGUGUCCAUCUGUUACUCACUACAAUCCCUUCCCUCAGUUUUUGUGUUAUGGACCUUUUUUUCACUGGUUUUGUUACGAGCUCUGGACUUGGAGUGGCCGGUGUCCCUCAAACCCUCCCCGAAAACCUGUGAACCAAACACGAGGAGAGACAUCCGAUCCGCACAUGCGUGCAUGUGUUCGCAACACUGCACAGUGGUGGCAUUUCAGAAAUUCACUCAACAAUUGGAAAUCAGAAAAGACAAAAAAAAAAAAACCUACCUCAGAACGAGCCAGGUCAUGACUUACAAAAAGAAUAUAUAUUGAGAAAUUAAUUUAUUUUUACAAGUGAAUGUUUUCUUAAAAAAAAAAAAAAAAACUUAACAAAACGGAAAAAACCCACCAAUCCAAAGCCUUACUGACUGUACUGUCAAACAGUGUUUUCUGGAGGACCUGCAUACACUCACGAAAGUAUCAAAGAUUACUGUUUGCCAUGCUACCUGAAUGUCUUGUGCUGCAGCGGAGAAAAGUCUCGCGUUGCAUUCAAAGAUCUAUUAAUGUUAUUUUGCAUUCUACACAGAUAUUUAAAGGAUUUUAAUAUAAUACUAUUUAUCGGAGCUGGUAAAGGACCGCACGGGUGGCCGCCUGCCCACCACCCCGCACAUAUGCAAAGCAGGCAUCCAGAGCAGAGGAGUUAUCAGUUUUGGAACGAAGCCACACGCGAUUAACACACAACCCUUACGGUACGCUAGAUGAAUGAUGUCGUGCGCCUCAGGUCAGAGAGAGGAGUUCCUCACCUCAAGCCUAGGCAUGCUAGCACACUUUAACUCACUGUCUUUAACAACCCAGAAGCCUCUGCUGACUUGCCCCUCUCUCACUGCUCUGAACACACAGGCUUCCCUUCGCCUUACACCCGUACCCGUCAGCUCAAGAGAGAGUGAUAGAUUCAGGGACGUCUCAGAAGGCCUGACACCAUUAAUGCUGCUCCCUACCGUCAGACAGGGAUAGACUCGUCAGAACCAAUGCUUUGUCUUGCACUUACAAACUCCUUAGAUUGUAACACAAGACACUUUUGAAUGUAGAGUAUUGUGGGGAUCUCCGCAGGAGACCAAACGCGCGGCCUACACAUCCACCAAUAGAGGCAGAGUCGUACGCAAGCAAGCGAAAACAAAGUACAACAUAACACACACAACUUGACUUAAGUAUAUGAAAAACGUUUGCCUAGAAAGCUGUACAUAGUGUAUAAAGAGAUUGCAACUGAUGUUUUUAAGUUAAAGAUGAUAACUUAUGUCUUUUUGUAUAUAGAUAUAUAAAUAUGGUAUGUGUUUGAAUGAAUUCCCCCGAAACAACUAAAGCACUAAUGAAGGUACUUGCCAAAGGCUGAACUCUGGCCUGGCGCUUUUCUUUUCUAAUUCUUCAGUACGUUUGUAAAAGUAUGUACACUGUAUGAUAAAUGCCACUUCGAGGAUAUUUGAUAACGCUAUGAUAUAAAAAUAAAAAAAAAUUCAGUGAAUAAUACUUGAUAUUGCAAAAAUAGGUACAAAUUCACAAACGGCAUAUGCAAUAUUUACAUUUUUUUAAAGAUUAGUUUACAGAAAGGAACCAAAUGUAUAAAUACUGUGUUAAUAUAUUUAAAACCUUAACGUUUUUUGCUGUACUCCUUUUUUCUGCCAACUUUUAAAUGGAAAAGUGUUUUUUCUUUUCUUUUUCUUUUUUCCUUAUUAUUCUUUUUUGCUGUUGAAUCCUAACAGUAAUUUCAGCAGUGUUCUUUUGUGAAUGCUGUUUCUCAGUAUGGAAAGCUUGAAUACGUCGAUGCCUGUGCGAUUUUAUUUUAUUUUUUUUCCUGUGUCUUCCAUUGUAUAUAUUUCAUAUUCUUUGCAUUGUGAUGCUACUUAGAAAUGAUAAUUUAAACUUCGUGUAAUUAGCAUUGCUUUAGAACUGUAUUGAUUCUGAAUAGCCACAUGCAAUAAAAAAGUAACAUUAAGAAA
Messenger RNA from Carassius auratus (goldfish), 5749 nucleotides. RefSeq names its product insulin receptor substrate 2-like. Gene Ontology annotation, biological process: insulin receptor signaling pathway. The record is from RefSeq and is a predicted model, not a curated record. The transcript is spliced from 2 exons. Bases 395 to 3562 code for a protein of 1055 amino acids. Gene Ontology annotation, cellular component: cytosol; plasma membrane. Gene Ontology annotation, molecular function: phosphatidylinositol 3-kinase binding; insulin receptor binding. NCBI's taxonomy places the organism in Eukaryota, Metazoa, Chordata, Actinopteri, Cypriniformes, Cyprinidae.